AUGGACGGAUCAUCACGCAUGGCCCUCGAUGACAGCGACUACGGAUCCGAUUUCUCGGUAGGGGAGGAGGGCAUCGUACACCAACUUCUCGAGAAUCUAGGGAAUGCGAAUGUGAAUGCGGAUGCGAAUGCGACAGUGUCAAAGAGCACCGACUCUGCUGCAGACACCGCCGAUGCUUCUCUCGAAGCUGAUAUUCGCGCUGCCGUCGCGGCUGGCCUAUUCAUGUCAUCGCCUGUUGGACAAGACCCCCAGAACCAUGUACCGUCUCCAGCGCCCAAGCCCAGCAUCAUGCUGUCCGCCCAUGCAAAGACUCCCGCACCAGCUCGCGGGAAGAGCCACAGCGAUGCCGUCACGCGCCAAUCCCUGCUCGGUCAGCAGUCUUUGCCAAUGGAUGGCAUCCAGUACCCGGAUUUAAGCCGCGCCUUGAACACUAUAGAACCCAAGGCCGCCUCCAUACCAGAGCCCCCGAACGAAGCGGAUGAUACACGGUCGCCCCUGGAGCGCUUUCGGUCCUUUCCAAAAAAGCCAUUCAGUGUGUCUGAUCUGUCUUCUGGCGCCUGGUGUGAGCUGCAAUAUUGGUACACAUUGACCCUCCUCCCUGGCGGGAAGAAGACGAGAACUGCGGCAAUGCGAGGGGGCUCCCGCGUUCAUCAGACCCUAGAAGAUGAAGUUCACACUACCGUUCCCGUCAACAUAACGACAAAGGAGGAAGCAUUCGCGCUGCGGCUGUGGAACGUCGUCCAGGGUGUACGCACUCUGCGAGAAACUGGCACAACAAGAGAAUUGGAAGUAUGGGGGGAAAUCGACGGGGAAAUCAUUAAUGGGAUUAUCGACCAUCUGAGCUACGAAAGCCCAAAUGCGGGUUUCGAGGAAGAGCUCGAUCUACCCGACACUCCACAGGGGAAACUCAGGAUCAAGCCGAAAAAUCAGUCGUCCAUCACAGACUAUCUGGGGUCAGGUAACAGUAGCAGGAGAGUCUACUUGACCGACGUCAAAACUCGAGGCUCAACCAGGCUCCCAAGUGGCGCAGCCCUCAGACCAGCACGAGUACAAUUAUUCUUAUACCACCGACUACUGGGUAAUAUGGUGUCCGGCAAGGUCGAUUUUCCAGCCAUCCUCAAUCGCUAUGGUCUUAAUGCCGAGGCUCGAUUCUCCGACGCUUUCAUGGCUCAGAUAGGUGACCUUUAUGAUGAGGUGUUUUACGACGCUGACUCCGAGGUGGAAGCAAUGCCUUCAAACGAAGCCGGUGGUGCAUACCCGGACGCAUCACCCGAUGUGUCAGCACGCAUGUCGCCUCCAUCGGAUUUGAUUCGGUACCGGUCGAUUCAGCAGAUACUGCCACUGCUCGAAACAGAGCUGAAGGAUACUUUCCCCCAGGGCGCCGGCUCUCUCGGUGAAUUGCUUGCCGUGCAGUAUCGCCACCGCGAGGACGGUCGCAUCAUCGGAAACAAUUCAUUCCCUAAUGAUCCUGAAGUGCUGGAUGGUUACAUGAAGAGAAAUCUCAAUUGGUGGCGCGGACAGAGAGAAGCUGAGGGUGUUUCUAUCGAAGAGACCUACAAAUGCCGCUUUUGCGAUUUCGCCGAGAGCUGCCAAUGGCUCAAGGACAAAGAGACCGAGUUCACCCAGAAGAAGCGGGCCAAGGUACAAGCAGCAGUCCACGACACGAAUCCGCAAAGUGCUGUGGCAAUAUAG
This is a messenger RNA of Anthostomella pinea, 1692 nucleotides long. The record is from the annotation of a GenBank genome assembly. NCBI's taxonomy places the organism in Eukaryota, Fungi, Ascomycota, Sordariomycetes, Xylariales, Xylariaceae.